Hipposideros armiger (great roundleaf bat) is the source of this 2010-nucleotide messenger RNA. RefSeq names its product Cbl proto-oncogene C (gene CBLC). Lineage: Eukaryota; Metazoa; Chordata; Mammalia; Chiroptera; Hipposideridae. Gene Ontology annotation, biological process: negative regulation of epidermal growth factor-activated receptor activity; cell surface receptor signaling pathway. Gene Ontology annotation, cellular component: membrane raft; plasma membrane. Gene Ontology annotation, molecular function: ubiquitin protein ligase activity; phosphotyrosine residue binding; SH3 domain binding. The annotation marks the transcript as partial. The transcript is spliced from 7 exons. The record is from RefSeq and is a predicted model, not a curated record.
CCACGAGGGCGGCAGGGUGAAGAGCUCCGCGCGCUCGGCCGGGCGGUGAGGCUACUGCAGCGCCUGGAGGAGCAAUGCGGAGACCCUCGGCUUACCUCUAGUCCCCCUUCGCUGCGAGACCUGCUGCCCCGCACCGCGCAGCUGCUGCGAAAGGUGGCCCACGCCCGGCGGGCGGCCAGCGGAGGCGUUCCCGAGGCUUCCGGGGGUGCCAGGGACUUUCUUGUCGUCUAUCUCACCAACCUGGAGGCCAAGAGCAAGCAGGUGGCAGCAAUGCUGCCACCGCCGGGCCUAAGGAGUGCCAACGACGAGCUCUUCCGGGAGGGCUCCUUACUCAGGAGACAGCUGGCCAAGCUGGCCCUUAUCUUCAGCCACAUGUAUGCGGAGCUCAAUGCACUUUUUCCCGAGGGGAAGUACUGUGGACACACGUACCAACUCACCAAGGCUCCAGCCCAUACCUUCUGGAGGGAACACUGUGGAGCCCGGUGUGUGCUGAGCUGGCCUGAGUUUGAGUCUGUCUUGUGCACCUGCCACCCCGUGGAGUCAGGCCCCACAGCCCAAGCCUUGCGCUCCACCAUCGACCUCACCUGCAGUGGCCAUGUGUCCAUCUUUGAGUUUGACAUCUUCACCAGGCUCUUCCAGCCAUGGCCAACACUCCUCAAGAACUGGCAGCUCCUGGCAGUCAACCACCCAGGGUACAUGGCCUUCCUCACGUAUGAUGAGGUCCGAGCACGUCUGCAGGCCUGCAGGGACAAGCCAGGCAGCUACAUCUUCCGGCCCAGUUGCACUCGCCUGGGGCAGUGGGCCAUCGGCUACGUGAGCUCAGAUGGCAGCAUCCUUCAGACCAUCCCUCUCAACAAACCCCUGUUGAAGGCGCUCCUGGAAGGAGAAAAGGAAGGCUUCUACCUCUAUCCAGAUGGAAAGAACCACAACCCAGACCUGACGGAACUCUGCCGUACGGAACCUCAUCAGCGCAUCCACGUGUCAGAGGAGCAGCUGCAGCUGUACUGGGCCAUGGACUCUACGUUCGAACUCUGUAAGAUCUGUGCUGAGAGCAACAAGGACGUGAAGAUCGAGCCGUGUGGGCACCUGCUCUGUAGCCGCUGCCUGGCUACCUGGCAGGUGGGUCUGACCCUUCUCCGCCUUCCCAUCCAGUGUCCCCCUCCCUAUGGGAAAAUCCCCUAAAGGUGCUCGUAUAUGCCUCAAUCAGAUGGGGAAACUGAGGCCCAGGGAGAUCAAGGACUUGCUGAGGUUCACUCAGGAGUGAGGACCAGGAGCCUGCCUGUCUGUGUCUGUGUCUGUCCCCAUCUCGCUCUGUGCCCUGUCACCUCCGCUUCUCCUUGUCCAGCUACAUUAUUCAUGGAACAGGCUCCUUCUUUCCCUCACUGGGAGAUCUGGAGCUAGUGGCUUCGCCCCUCUAAGCCUUAGCCUCUGUCUUUGGAAAAUGGAGCUGGUGGUAAUAACCUCCCAGGGCCUCCGUGAGGCUCCAAACCCUGAAGGCCUCAAGGCCUCGGGAAUGGUCCCUGGGGAAAAAGAGCUGUUGCUCCUGUGAAGAGCAAGUGCCUCACAUUAAGCUUCUUGGUUGUAAUGUAAAUGCCUGACAGUAAGCUUUUGUUGCUGAGUCAUCUGUUUCAAAGACAUCCAUCUCGAAUACACAAAUUGGCAGCUGUGUGACACAGCUACUAGCAAAAACAACUGGAUAAGGAGCCAGGAUGCCCCCAACGGUAAAGUUCCUCUUUAGAAAGCCCUGGAUAACCAAGAUAACUGACAGCUUGAGUGACCCCACCCCCCACCCCCGCUUCUUCCUUCCUGUGUCCUAGUUCCCACUCCUGUGCUUUAAAUUCACUAAUAAGGAGUGAACUCACAAAACCCUAAGCAUCCCACUUGGCCCCUAAUAAAGGCAGAGCCCCAGGUCCAUGCAUCCUCCCUCUCUCCCUACCUGCAACCUCACUGUGUGGCUCUUGGGCAUGCUGUGUACCCUCCAGGACCUGUGAGUGAUACAUCUUGUUCUUU